Messenger RNA from Hibiscus syriacus, 1583 nucleotides. RefSeq names its product importin subunit alpha-4-like. The coding region runs from base 33 to 1583 and encodes 516 amino acids. Gene Ontology annotation, cellular component: nucleus; cytoplasm. Gene Ontology annotation, biological process: NLS-bearing protein import into nucleus. NCBI's taxonomy places the organism in Eukaryota, Viridiplantae, Streptophyta, Magnoliopsida, Malvales, Malvaceae. Gene Ontology annotation, molecular function: nuclear import signal receptor activity; protein binding. The record is from RefSeq and is a predicted model, not a curated record. The transcript is spliced from 9 exons.
CUGCAAAGAUUUGUUUAGAGAUUUUGAGAGCAAUGCCUCUAAGAGCAAGUAGGAGGGGGGAUGUUGAAGUGAGGAAGAAAGGGUACAAGAGUUUAGUAUUAGAUGCAGAUGAAGGUAGAAGGAAAAGAGAAGACAAUUUGGUGGGGAUAAGGAAGACUAAAAGAGAAGAAAGUCUCCUCAAGAAAAGGAGAGAAGGCCUUUUCAUUCUCUAUCAGUAUCACCACCACCACUUCACUCAUGAUAUCUCCAUACCAAAUCUGAUGGUAAAAGGAGUAUCAUCGGAUGAUCCAGCACUGCGGUUAGAAGCCACUACUCUACUUCGAAAGCUAUUAUCAAUGGAGCACUGCCCACCAAUCCAGCAGGUAAUCGAAGCUGGCAUCGUUCCUCGAUUAGUCGGCUUUCUCGACGAUCAUCAUCACCCUCAAUUACAGUUCGAGGCUUCGUGGGCAUUGACUAAUAUUGCCUCUGGUACAUCUGAACACACACACGUUGUUAUUCAGCAAGGUGCUGUGCCCAAAUUUGUGCACCUUCUUGGCUCUUCGAUUACUGAUGUUCGAGAGCAGGCCGUUUGGGCAUUGGGUAACAUUGCAGGUGAUUCACCAAAGUCCAGAGAUAUAGUUCUGAAUCACGGUGGACUGAUUCCAUUACUGGCACUAUUAAAUGAUCAUUCAGAUUUAUCUCCUCUAGGGAAUGCUACUUGGGCUUUAUUGAACUUCUGCCGAGGCAAGCCACCACCGCCCUUCCACCAGGUCAAGCCUGCAUUGCAGGCCUUGCACCACCUGAUCCGACUGAACGACGAAGAAAUUCUCACCGACGCUUGCUGGGUGCUUUCCUAUCUGUCCGAUGGCACGAACGAAAAGAUUCAGGCGAUGAUCGAGGCCGGAAUUUGUACGCGACUUGUGGAGCUUCUUAAUCAUCCCUCGGAAGCUGUGCUCGUCCCGGCACUUCGGACCGUAGGGAACAUCGUCACCGGUGACGAUUCUCAGACUCAGGUUGUGAUUGACAACAAAGUUCUCCCUUAUCUCCACAAAUUUGUUUCCCACAACUACAAAAAGUGUAUACAGAAAGAGGCUUGUUGGACAAUCUCAAACAUCACUGCAGGAAACAGUAGUCAAUUACAGGCUGUCAUUGAAGCAAACAUAAUCAGUCCACUGCUUCACCUUCUUCAACAUGCCGAAUUCGACAUCAAGAAAGAAGCUGCCUGGGCCAUUUCUAAUGCCACCUCCACCGGAUCCCAUCGACAGAUUCAAUACAUGGUGAAACAAGGUUGUUUGCAGCCACUUUGUGAUCUUCUAGUGUGCCCUGACACAAGGGUUAUGACAAUAUGUCUCGAGGGUCUUGAAAACAUUUUAAAGAUUGGUGAGGCAGACAGCAAAUGUGGGAGAAAUGUAUACACUGAAAUGAUUGAAGACUGUGAUGGUUUGGAGAAAAUAGAGGAUCUACAGAACCAUAACAACAAUGACAUCUACAACAAGGCUGUGAAGAUGUUAGAGAGGUAUUGGUUGGAGGAGGAAGAAGAAGGUCACUAUGGUAAUUCUCAGUUUUCUUUUGGGGUUGAACAUCCAUCCCUUUGGAGGUUUUGA